Messenger RNA from Choloepus didactylus (southern two-toed sloth), 1137 nucleotides. RefSeq names its product rho GTPase-activating protein 12-like. The record is from RefSeq and is a predicted model, not a curated record. Gene Ontology annotation, cellular component: cytoplasm. Gene Ontology annotation, biological process: regulation of GTPase activity; signal transduction. The coding region runs from base 205 to 882 and encodes 225 amino acids. NCBI's taxonomy places the organism in Eukaryota, Metazoa, Chordata, Mammalia, Pilosa, Megalonychidae. The transcript has a single exon.
GGUCAAGAGAAAUAUGGAUUAUUAAAUGUAACAAAAAUUACUGAAAAAGGGAAAAAGGUUCAAAAGAACUGGUUGUCUUCUUGGGCAGUGUUGCAGGGUUUAUCUUUACUUUUUACGAAGACACAAGGAAGUAGCACAAGUUGGUUCGGGAGUAAUCAGUCCAAACCAGAGUUCACGGUGGACCUCAAGGGGGCAGCGAUAGAGAUGGCUUCGAAGGACAAAUCCAGCAAAAAGAAUGUACUUGAGCUGAAAACCCGUCAAGGAACAGAACUGCUAAUUCAGUCCGAUAAUGACGCUGUUAUUAGUGAUUGGCUUAAAGUUAUUAGUAGUACUAUCAGUAAUAAGGCAGUAGACACUGAUGAAGCAAUUGAAGAGGAGAUACCAGAUUCACCAGCAAUAGAAAAACAUGAUAAAGAAAAAGACCAUAAGGAGCCUAAAAAACUUCGUCCCACAAAAGUAGUUAGCAUAGAUUCUUCAGAACAGAAGAAAACCAAGAAAAAUUUAAAGAAGUUUCUUACACGACGCCCUACUUUGCAAGCUGUUCGUGAAAAAGGUUAUAUUAAAGAUCAGGUAUUUGGAUCCAGUCUUGCUAAUCUUUGUCAGAAAGAGAAUGGCACAGUGCCAAAGUUUGUGAAGUUAUGCAUUGAACAUGUUGAAGAACACGGUUUGGAUGUUGACGGAAUCUACAGAGUAAGUGGCAACCUUGCAGUGAUCCAGAAGCUGAGAUUUGCAGUCAACCACGAUGAGAAACUGGACUUGAAUGAUAGUAAAUGGGAAGAUAUUCAUGUCAUUACUGGAGCACUCAAAAUGUUUUUUCGAGAACUGCCGGAACCUCUUUUUACAUUUAAUCAUUUUAAUGAUUUUGUCAAUGCAAUUAAAUAAGAACCAAGACAGCGAGUUGCUGCUGUUAAGGACUUAAUCAAACAGUUGCCGAAGCCUAAUCAAGAUACAAUGCAGAUUCUGUUCAGACAUCUCAGAAGAGUUGUAGAAAAUGGAGAAAAAAACCGAAUGACCUAUCAGAGUAUAGCAAUUGUUUUUGGUCCCACUCUAUUAAAGCCAGAGAAAGAGACUGGUAAUAUAGCAGUUCAUACUGUACACCAAAAUCAGAUUGUGGAAUUAAUUCUUCUGGAACUAAAC